Messenger RNA from Thalassophryne amazonica, 660 nucleotides. RefSeq lists its product as uncharacterized. Bases 1 to 660 code for a protein of 219 amino acids. The transcript is spliced from 3 exons. The record is from RefSeq and is a predicted model, not a curated record. Lineage: Eukaryota; Metazoa; Chordata; Actinopteri; Batrachoidiformes; Batrachoididae.
AUGAGGACUUCUGUCACGUGUCUCUUGUUUGCUUUGGACAGUGAGAAAUCUGUGUCAGAUGGUCCUGAAGUGGCGUCUCCUGGUUCUCCUCUGGAGGAAGAUGCUGACAGGGAGCCUGUGAGCGUCUGCUCACCUGAGGUGGAAAAUGACCUGGAUGCAGACGUCACACCUCAAAGUGACAGAGAAGAGCUCAGCUGUUCAGAUGAACAACAGGACUCAACUGGUGCUGAAUAUCGUCAUCAGGUAGCAGACAUCCUACGUGAAGCUGCUCACGUUCUAUGUGAGGGACUGCUGGAUGUUGAGAGUCCGAUGAGCAUAUUCAUGGCUCAACAAGAGAUUCUCUUCAUCGCCCAAAAGCUGCAGGUGCUGUGGAUUAUUUUCAUUCAUGUCCUGCUGAUAGUUUUUCUUUUCUCAGACAGCAUUGCUCUCCUUUUAAAUGAGCAGUUUUCUGUGUUCAUUCUGCAGUUAGUAGCUCUUAGCUCCACAUCAUUAGGGUCAGUGCCCACAUCACCUGCCUGUAAAUCCAGUUCAGAUGAGAGUGGCAUCAAGAACCGUAUCAGGAUCCUCAAAGAAGAGCUGAGAAAACGAAAGGUCAUCGCCAACCAUCUGAUAAAGCAGCUGAAGAAGAAGAGACAGAUGGAGAGUAUCAAGGUCCAGUAG